AUGCUAUGUCUCUUUUUCUCUGCUUACAUUAUGACAGGAUACAUGGAUGAUAAUAAUCACCUCUUCCCUCUUCUAUAUGUCUUUUUCCCUGCUUUUAUUAUGACAGGAUACAGGGAUGUUAUUAAUAACACACUUCCCUCAUCUAUGAUAUGUCACUUUUUUUCUGCUUACAUUAUGACAGGAUACAGGGAUGAUAUUAAUCACACUCUUCCCUCUUCUAUGCUAUGUCUCUUUUUCUCUGCUUACAUUAUGACAGGAUACAGGGAUGAUAUUAAGCACACUCUUCCCUCUUCUAUGCUAUGUCUCUUUUUCUCUGCUUACAUUAUGACAGGAUACAGGGAUGAUAUUAAGCACACUCUUCCCUCUUCUAUGCUAUGUCUCUUUUUCUCUGCUUACAUUAUGACAGGAUACAGGGAUGAUAUUAAUCCCACACUUCCCUCUUCUUGCUAUGUCUCUUUUUCUCUGCUUACAUUAUGA
Molecule: messenger RNA, 477 nt
Organism: Acanthosepion pharaonis
Lineage: Eukaryota; Metazoa; Mollusca; Cephalopoda; Sepiida; Sepiidae
Source: the annotation of a GenBank genome assembly